Messenger RNA from Coccidioides immitis RS, 2672 nucleotides. RefSeq names its product protein import receptor. Gene Ontology annotation, cellular component: mitochondrial outer membrane. The coding region runs from base 286 to 2184 and encodes 632 amino acids. The record is from RefSeq and is a predicted model, not a curated record. NCBI's taxonomy places the organism in Eukaryota, Fungi, Ascomycota, Eurotiomycetes, Onygenales, Onygenaceae. The transcript is spliced from 4 exons. Gene Ontology annotation, biological process: intracellular protein transport. Gene Ontology annotation, molecular function: protein-transporting ATPase activity; protein binding.
AACAUAUCAACUAUCCCUCAUAUCCUUCAAGACCAAGGAGUGGUUUCCGUGCUUCUGUCAUCUCCCCUUGCUUUCAAAGAGGCCCCCAAUUGGCGUGUUUGCGUUACCCUUUAUGCGUUAUAUAAUUCUGAUCCGUUGCUGGAGUUAAUUCACAAUCCUCUUUUUGUUUUUGUCUUACCUUCCUUCUAUCCAUCCUUCAUUGGCACCCUCAUCGCAACCCACGGCCGCCCUCUGGCUUCCAAUUGAGCUCCUCCCAAUCCGGAUUUCAUCUCUAAGGCUCACAUCAUGUCUUCCGCUAAGCCUUCCCAGCCCACAGUCGUCCCGGUUCCAGCCGCGGAAACUACCAUCGUCACCACACCCGUCUCAUCAUCUUCCUCUUCGCUUUGGGAUCGCGUCUCCAAGUGGGCAUCUGAACACAAAGCCCUCGUCUAUACGAUUGCCGGUGUUGCCGUCGUUGUAACGAGCGCUGGAGUUGUGUAUUAUUUGUCCGACUCCGGACGAGUGCAGGCCGCUAUCCAGCCCACAGAAAAGCGGAAGAGCAAGAAGGAACGGAGGCGAGAGAAGAAGAAGGCCGAGGAGGAGAAAAAGGCCGAGACAGCAAAGCUUUCUGAAUCGCAGGCGAAACCAACAGAAGAAUCGGAGGAGCUUCCAGAAGUCGAUGAGACAACCGUUCAAGCCUUGGAUGCAGAGACCCUGGCCCUCUACGCUGGGAAAUUAAAGGCUGCAGGCAAUAAAGCUUUCGGGUCAAAAGACUACAACAAAGCGAUCGAACUCUAUGGAAAGGCUAUUUUGUGCAAGCCCGACCCCGUCUACUAUUCUAACCGCGCUGCUUGCUAUAACGCGCUGAGUGAAUGGGACAAAGUAGUGGAGGAUACGACGGCGGCAAUUGCGAUGGACGAUGAAUAUGUCAAAGCAAUGAAUAGAAGAGCAAACGCCUACGAGAAGCUUGAGAAGUAUGGAGAUGCGCUCUUGGAUUACACUGCUAGCUGUAUCAUCGACGGUUUUGCCAAGGAGUCAAGCAAACAAGCCGUUGAAAGAUUGCUCAAAAAGCUUGCUGAACAGAAGGCCCGAGUUAUCAUGGAGGGUAAAGGCAAAAAGCUUCCAAGUGCUACCUUUGUUUCCAACUACCUCCAGAGCUUCCGACCCAAGGCAACUCCAGAAGGCUUGAGUGAAGAGGCAGAGCUGGAUGAAGAGAGCGGCAAGGGCCAGCUACGAAACGGCUUCCAGGGCAUUGCCAAACAUACCAGCGAUGGUUAUGAAGAGGCUGCUCGUGCUUUUGAGAAGGCCCUAGAAUUGGGUGCAUUGGAGGACUUUGAAGCUCUCGCGCUAAACAUGCGUGCAACUUUUACGUACCUAGCCGGUGACGCUGACAGUGCUAUGAAAGACCUGAACAAGAGUAUCGAACUCGACCCGUCGUUGGUCCAGAGCUACAUCAAACGUGCCAGUUUACAUCUGGAGAUGGGCAACCGGGAAGCCGCCGCGGACAACUUUGACCUGGCCCUGCAACAGAACAAGGAUGACCCUGAUAUCUACUACCAUCGUGCCCAGUUACAUUUCAUCCUUGGUGAACUCGCCGAAGCCGCCAAGGACUAUCAAAAGUCAAUAGAUUUGGACCGGGACUUUAUCUACUCACAUAUUCAGCUUGGUGUGGCACAGUAUAAGAUGGGCUCUGUCGCUUCUGCUAUGGCAACAUUCCGACGAACCCUUAAGAACUUUGAAGACGUUGCGGAUGUUUAUAACUACUACGGAGAAUUGCUCCUCGAUCAGCAGAAGUUUUCGGAGGCCAUCGAAAAGUUCGAUCGAGCAGUUGAGCUAGAGAAGAGCCACAAGCCUUGGGGUAUCAAUGUGCUUCCUCUCAUCAAUAAGGCCCUCGCUCUUUUCCAGUGGAAGCAUGACUUUCAAGAAGCUGAAAACCUCUGCCAGAAGGCAUUGAUCAUUGAUCCCGAAUGCGACAUCGCUGUUGCCACUCUGGCCCAGCUGCUCCUCCAGCAAGGCAAAGUCUCCCAGGCACUUAAAUAUUUCGAGCGAGCAGCCGAAUUAGCACGUACCGAAGCAGAAGUGGUCAAUGCCAUCUCCUACGCUGAAGCCACCCGCGCGCAACUCGACGUCCAGGAACGAUAUCCCAAGCUGGCAGCCCGAUUGGCCCAGAUGGGCGGUGCUCCGGGUCUCGGCGGCGUCUUCUAAGCCCAUGGUGUGAAUACAGUGAUAUCAAGAUUCAAGACUCUCAGCAGAUCGGAGGUGCCUCGCGCUACUUUGUACUUUAAUAAACCAUGUUUUGUUUUAUCCUGGCUUCUUGUUGCCUCUGAUCCUGAGCUUCUUUUAUUGUUCCGAUCUGCUUGUGACAUGGGCGUGGGCCUUAUGAUAUUGCCUAGUGAUCUAUCUGUAUGUACCCACAGAUGUACAUGCAAUGUUGCCCCAACGAUAUGUUCCCCGCAACUUCUCUUGUUCAGAUUUUGUAUUAUGAAUUGCUGUACUUUACCUUGCUACAUUCUUUUCCUUUUGCUGUUCUUUCAAUUUCUUAAAAGAUCCAUUUUUUUUUCCCUUGCCGGGGCGUUCUUGUUCCAAAAGAACAAACUAAACAGGGGGAUACGGCUCGGAUUGUGGUGGGAAGGAAUAUUUAAGGACUGCCCGUGUAUAAAAUGAAUUUUAAUCGAACGACUCUUCUCUCCGUG